Mugil cephalus (flathead mullet) is the source of this 5410-nucleotide messenger RNA. RefSeq names its product lin-28 homolog B (C. elegans) (gene lin28b). The transcript is spliced from 5 exons. Bases 1235 to 1960 code for a protein of 241 amino acids. Lineage: Eukaryota; Metazoa; Chordata; Actinopteri; Mugiliformes; Mugilidae. Gene Ontology annotation, molecular function: nucleic acid binding; zinc ion binding. The record is from RefSeq and is a predicted model, not a curated record.
CCAAAAUAUACACAAACAGCAAAUAAGUUAACUCAUUUAUUAGAGGUAAACGGUGUAGCUAAAUCAGAUCUGUAAGUUCUUGAUGUGAAUUCAUUACAAAAAAGAAUAUAAAAAUAGGAAGAAAAGACUUUUGACUGUAAAAAAACAAGCCCUGGCUCAUCACAUUUCAAUAAAAACAAACAGAAUCAGAAUCAACUUUAUUAGCCACGUUUGCUCUCUUGUACAAAAACACAGAACUUAAACAAGCUUAAAAAAAUGAAUAAAAGCGUAAAAACAAAUCUUGAUCAAACUGUACAACAUAAAUUAGACUUUAAGAAAUAACAACAUUUUUUAAAAAAAACGAUAAAACCACAAGGUGGCGCUUGACCGCCCCGUGAAAGACUGCAACAACUUUACAAAAGCAAAGCUUACAUCGGUUCCUCUGUGUUCAAGCUGUUUGUUAAUUAUAACACAAAGGAAUAAUUUAAGCAAGUGAUUUAAGAUAUCUUAUAUAUGUAUUUAUUCAUUCGUCAUCUGUUAUUAUAAAUGAUAAAAUAUGAACCUGCCCGUUAACAGAGGUGAUAAAAACCCUACUUAACUAUCAACUAUAGUAGCUUUACAACCAAAAAACCGUGAAACCCGUGAAAACUGGUGCAGCUGCUCCUAAUUUCUGAUUGGCUGACUCAUUUGAAGACGUUAUAAAUCACCCAAUGAAAACACACCUGUGACCCCACUGAAAUAUUAAUGCGCCAACCGGAAAUCGCCACUCAGCUACCACAGAGGAACUAUGUUACUCGGCGGAAGAGUAAUAAUUAAAUAAUCCCCUGAGUGCCCGGCCGAGCCGCUGGUUCGGUGCUUAUAUUUUUAGUUGCUUCGCCCGUUUUCUAACGCUCAAAUCUCAAACCACGAGGGGAGUUUUGCCCUCGUUGCCAGAGUGCACCGACCUGCCUUCCUUCAUGUGUGUGUGGGAUGCACGCAGAUGAAGGUGAUUGUCUUUAAUGGACCGAUGGAUGGCGCUAUUUAUUCCCAUCCUGGCCCCACUUAAGUGCUGUGGUUUCACCAGGUCCCCGGUCACUGAUCUGGAACCAGUUCACUCGGCGAGGACGCGGGGCUGAGCGCGUCAGGAGCAGAUGUGAGAUCAGUGGGGAAAGUUUGGGGGUUACUUAAGGAGACGAUCAUUUAUGGUGCUGCACUAAAAGGGGACAAACGCUCGGUCUGUGCCAUUUCAUUCACCCACGGAGUCCAUAAAAGGAGGAUGUCCACUUCCUCUCCUACCUCUGAUACAGGAGGGCCGGGUAAAGGUGGCGGAGAAGACCCCGCCAAGUCCACCGAGCAGGAGGACCGGACUCGACCUCAGAUCCUUUCGGGAUCGGGCUUCUGCAAAUGGUUCAACGUCCGGAUGGGCUUUGGAUUUAUCUCAAUGACCAACAGCGAAGGGAGUCCCGUCGACCCCCCAUUGGAUGUUUUCGUCCACCAAAGCAAACUGGUGAUGGAAGGUUUCCGCAGCUUAAAGGAGGGUGAGCAGGUGGAGUUCACGUACAAGAAGUCCUCUAAGGGCCUGGAGUCCCUGCGGGUGACCGGACCUGGUGGGGGACCCUGUGCAGGCAGUGAGAGGAGACCCAAAGGGAAGGUCCCACUCCAGAAACGCAAACCAAAGGGAGACCGCUGUUAUAACUGUGGAGGUCUGGACCACCAUGCCAAGGAGUGUGGCCUGCCCCCCCAGCCAAAGAAAUGCCACUACUGCCAGAGCAUCACGCACAUGGUGGCCCAGUGCCCCCACAAGGCGCUGGCGCCCGCCACAGGCUCUCAGGACCAACAUGCGUCUACCUCGGCCUCCAGCCCAGGGACCGGGCCCUACCUCUGCCUCCCGGAGGAGGAGGGGGAGCGCUCCGGCUCGUCUCCCCUGGAGGGCUCCUCCUCUUCCCCCGAGGAGCCCCACGCGCACCGCGGCUCCCGGACCCAGAGGUGGAGGAAAUCUUGAAAACGGUCCACAGAGGUGAACCUUUCAUCGCUAGCCUCUGACCCUCACGUCUCUCUUUCAGUCAAGGUUACCUGAAGCCCCCCACCCCCCCCCCCCCCCACUCCCCACCCCCUCAUCUACCUCACACCUGUGAAAAAAAAAAAAAAAAAAAAAAUGGGAGGUCUUUAUUUCUUUACUUUUAUGUUAUUUUUUUAUUUUUUUUCUAACCAGCGCAGCUAUGGCAACGAUCAACGGGGUACGGACGUGCGUGAAUGUGUGUGACUGACUUGCAGUCGUCUGGUGCAGCUAUGGCAACCACCGCUGGAUUGGUGACUGCAGGGAAAGACUGUUUCUCUUGUUUCAAUCAGUGCAGCUCGAGCGUGAAACAACGUGGUAUGAGUCUAGGUCUGAUGAUUGUUUUUUUUUUUUUUUUUUCCUCUUCUUCUUCUUCUUCUUCUUCUUCUUCUAUUUGUUCCCCUCGGACCUAAGUGUUGGCCACUACGAAUGCUUUUCCUCUACGUUCGUUUAAAGCAACAAAUUUAUACCCCGUAGGCCGAAUCAUUCCGAACGCACACACGGUAGCUCAUCUUAAAAAAAAAAGGAUCAGAGGACGUCUCCUAAAAGCCCUCGAUAAGCGAUAAUCCAGACCCAGAGGACUGUUAUCUUGGCUUCUAAAGAUCUUUUGGGAUUUUUUAAGGUUUUCCAGAGGUUUUUUUUUUUUUUUUUUAAAGACAGUGAGCUACUAGAGUACACACUCUACGAUUUUUUUUUUGAAACACUCAGUACAUACCUCUUAACACGAAAUAGACUGGACCAACUGAUUGUCAAAAUGCGAGCAUGUGCAAGACCCGGCGGGGGAUGAAAAAAAAAAAAAAGAAAAGGUGUGUGCUUGUACUGUGUGAAAGCAAAACUGUCAGAAUGUGAGUCAGUACUAUUAACCCCUCGGUUUCCUACUAUUAUAGAUAGACACAUCUUAUAUAAAGACACCAUAUAAUCCAUCUACAUUUAAUAGUUUAGAUUGAAAGUAAUGACUCGAUCUUUAGACUUUCCAUUUUCGGUUGUUGCAUAAUUAGUUGAAAGUAACGUUACAGUCUAUAAAUCAUAGUAUAAGUCAUUAAUAUAUAUGUAAAGUCGCAAGAUAUAAUUGAAAUUCUAUUAACUUUAAGUGAUGAGUAUAUUAGGAAUUAGCUCUGACAAUAGGUGCGUAGCCCUGCGUAUGGCAUGGGAUACUUUGUCGGUGUGUCAUUCACCGCAAAAAAAAAAAAAGAAAGAAGAAGAAGUGACUUUUAAUGAGGUCUUUACACUCGUUGAUUAAUCAGAAUAUUCAGCAAUCACCUCUGACACGGCACAAGGUCUCACCUCUUUUACGAUGGGUGUAGUAUUACAGUAUCGUCAUAGCUGCUCUACUUACUCAAUACCUCACUAACUCUUCCUUUUGGAAAAACGAAUGUCGAGCCGAUUGCUCUCCCAGCUGCGUUAGAUAGAGUAAGAUCGAACCACCUGUACUGCUUCCAUCUGUGCCUACCAUUCGUCAGUCAGCACCAGCCAGGUAGCGCUCGCUCCUCUUCGGGAUUAGACGGUGUCACGGCUGCUGCUGCUGCUGCUGCUUCAGACUCACUGAGAAAGGAGAAAGAACGUAGAUAGAUAGAGAGAGAUGAAGUGCUGCUUUUGGUAUAACUUGAAUCCCAAGCAUGGCUUUAGUGGCACCUAUUUGUGACCUAACGGCUCUUCUCUGACCAUACUGAAUGUGAAAAGAGCUCACCUGAAGCCGACUCCUCACAAAAAAAAAAGUCAAGUCGGGUCGGUUUUCGGAGUUGCAUCUUAAUGUUCUGACAAAUCAAAUAACUUUGUAUGAUUAUAUCGAAACUAGCUCGUGUGUUUUUUGUUUUUUUUGUUUGUUUUUUUAAAGGUAGACAACCAACUUUUUUUUGGUAUAUUUCUAUACCAAAGAGUUUGGCUUUAUUUUCUUUCGAAGGCAUUUAAAGUUUCGCUGAAGUGCUUGCUAUCCUCGCUCUUUCACGACGAGAGGGGACUUAUCGCUGAGAGAAGCGCAACAGAGCGGUUUUCUUUUUUUUUGUUUGUUUUUUUUUUUUUUAAAUGUACAGCUUUUUGAAUGUGUGCGUGCGUUAAAAAUCAAAUCUCAACAAUGCAGCAUGACGGGAGAAAAAAAAAAAAAAAAGAAAAAAGAAAAAAGUGAAUGACCAAACCACAGAAGGAGCAACAGCCUAUGCUCGGAUCUCUAUGGAAACAUCUUUUUGUAUGAUGUAUUUUUACAUUUUUACACACAAUUCCUCUCAGGAUGAUGAACUGUUCUCAGGGAAUUAACCAAAAAAAAAAAAAAAAGUGUAUUUUAUUCUUUUGGGAAUCAUCCACUGACAGACAAAACAAACUCUGCUAAGCAAUGGUGAAGUAUGUAACCGAUUCAUGUACUGAUAUUAGCAACUACCUCUUGAGUUAUACAUAGUUGUGCAUUUCAUUUUGUUUGUAUAUUUUUUGAUGAGCUUGUAUGAUUAACUGUAGGUCUCUAUUAUACUGAGGUGUUGUGUGAGAAGUUCCCUAGUGUUGCCACAGACUUCCUGGUCUUCCUUCCCAGAUUUAAUGAGUUACUUUUUUUUUUUUCUUUUACUGCAAAACUCUCUUUUUUUUUUUUUGUUUGUUUGUUUACAGCAAAAGCCUACCUCAUAUGCGCUGUUCCUCCAUAAAAUCUUUACCUCCUCCCAUGCCCUCUACCUCCUCCAUGCAGUUAAUUGUUAAUUGAAUUGCCACUCGUCGCACUAGAGUCACGCAGCAUUUACAACGAAUUGGCCCCAGAAAGUGGCUCGUCACUUGUGACUCCAGAUAUAUAUAUAUAUAUAUAUAUAUAUAUAUAUAUAUAUAUUACAAUCAAAGCCCUUUUGGAAGCUUUUUACGCGAGUUUUCACAAUGGGCGCGUUUGUCUCACACAUCCAGGGUGUUGCUGCCAGCUCUGUGUUAUACUGUCAGUAUACACUCAUCACGUAGCUGCAGACAGCCAGUGAGUUUACCUCAGUUCGUUGGGCUAGCUAUGUUAAAUAUGAAAUAUUUUACGGUCGGUGUGAACACGUUUUGAGACUACAUGGACUGUUGUUUUUAGUUUGUAAGUAUUUUAUCAUAACCGUUUUUUGUAACCACUUGAUACGAUUGGCUUUGAGAAGAUUGUGCUCCAACAAGGAGCGCCUAUCUCUGUGUUUUAUCUGUCUGAACUAUUACCAAAUAGAUAUUAUCUUCUUUUUGGGCUCCAUGGUAAUGGCCUUUGUCGGCCAUUUUUUUUUACAGCCUCAGAUAAUCAGAAGUGGUUCGGAGAUAGUGCCCCUCCUCGAUGUGGACUACGUUUGUAGUUCAGGGCGGCACUGUUAACAAUUAACAUGAAAUCAGUAGAUUUUGUACUAAUGGUGACAUUGCAUAGAUGACAUUCUAAAAAAAAAAAAAAAAAAAAAAAAAAAAAAUGUUUAU